Osmerus eperlanus (European smelt) is the source of this 2322-nucleotide messenger RNA. It is a transcript of the gene lactbl1b, whose product is annotated as lactamase, beta-like 1b. The transcript is spliced from 6 exons. Lineage: Eukaryota; Metazoa; Chordata; Actinopteri; Osmeriformes; Osmeridae. The record is from RefSeq and is a predicted model, not a curated record. Bases 77 to 1780 code for a protein of 567 amino acids.
GCAGCCUGACCCUACUGCUGCCGCUGCCGCCGCCGCCGUCGCCGUGACUGUAGAAGAGCAGACCAAGCCGAGGAGGAUGCAGGUGAAGUGGACCCAGCUGGGCAUGGUGUUCUUCCUGCUCCUCUCCCUCGUCAUGACGGGGUGUUUCCUCUGGCAGUACCAGCUGCCAAAGCUGCCGCCAGAUGAAGGGAUGGGUGGGAACUCUAAAGCAGAGAGGAUGUGUCCACGCUUUCCCCAGGCCCUCCCUCUUGAACACCCUAUCCCCAGCCUGAAGGAAGCCCUGGAGAAGGUGGACACCCUACUGCGCCAGACCCUGAACCCUGUGAGCAUGCCCUCCCUGUCGGCCAUCGUCAUCUUCAACGACACCGUCCUCUGGACGGGGAACUUUGGCAAGAAAAACAACAGCGACCCCCUGUCGACACCACCCAACGAGUACACCAUCUACAGGAUUGCCAGCCUGUCGAAGAUCUUCCCGACACUAAUGCUGUACCGCCUGUGGGAGGACGGCAAGGUGGGCUCCCUGGACGACCCCCUGGAGAAGUACGUGGAUAACUUCACCAUCAAGAACCCCCUGGGCAGGACGCGAGACUCAGAGCUCAAGUAUGUGACGGACGGCUUGAUCUUCCUGGACAGCGGGGAGGUCCAGAUACGCUCCUCGUCCGUCACCCUCCGCAGGAUGGCCAGCCAGCUCUCAGGUUUGCCCAGAAGACUGAGAGCAACAAACCUGCUGUGGAAGGGGAAGACCCAGGCUGCUGUUAACCUCCUACACGAUGACGUCCUAGUGGCAGACCCCGGAACCAAGUGCCACUACAGCAACCUGGCCUUCUCGCUGCUGGCUCAUGUCUUGGCUGAGAAGGUGGUGGGCCUGGACUACCAGCGUUGGAUCACAGACAACAUCCUGGACAGGCUGGGCAUGGAAGACACAGGCUUUGACAUCACCCCCGGCAUCCAGAGCCAGAUGGCCGUGGGGGUGUACUCCAGCGGCCUGCCGGCCCCUCUCUACGACCUGGGCUGGUACCGUCCAUCGGGGCAGAUGUUCUCCACAGCGGCGGACCUGGCCAAGCUGGCCAUGAUGCUGCUGGGGGCCUACCAUCGCAAGCUGCUGGAGCCCGACACCCUGAAGAUCAUGCUGACGCCGCUGUUCCGCUGCGACAAGGACUACUUCGCCAACCGCACCGGCACGCCCUGGGAGGUGAACGAGCAGCUGGGUUACGAGGUCGUACGCAAGGAUGGGGACCUGGACGGCUACUCCGCAACCUUCUCCCUGGUUCCCCGUCUCAAGCUGGGCCUGGUGGUCCUGAUGGCUGGGUCGAGGCCUCAGAACCAGGAUGUGGUGUCCAAGGCCUACAGCUAUAUCAUCCCGGCCAUGGAGAGGGCCUUCCGCGAGUCCAAGAAGAUCAUCACCCCUCCCCCAAGCUCAGACCCAUACGUCGGCUUCUUCACCUACGGCAACAUCACCUUCUACGAGAUCAAAGCCGGGGCGGACGGGGUUCUGAUCAUGCAGCAGUUUGGGCCCCAGAUUGAGGACCUGAUCCCCGAGAGGUACCGGACCAUAAAGCUCAACUACCUGGUGGAGAGGGUGUUCAGGGUGGUGUUUGAGAAGGAGUAUCCCUGCGUCCUACGGGUCAGCACCGCCUCUGUGUCCCUUGAGGCCCAGGAUGGACAGCUCUUUAACUUCUACGUGUUCGAUAAACGGGGUCUCUCCCCCGGCUUCGACGCGCCAGGCCUGAACACGUACAACGUUGUCAGGAUAGCUCGGAGACCAACCUUCUCAAACUGAAUUGAGCUGAUUGGGUUUACCGGACGCAUGCUUGUUAUCGGGCCUGUUGAAGUACUGGAGAUAGUAACUGUAAAUACUACAUGUAUUGAGCUUGUCAGGUGCUGACUGGCUGUGCAUAGAUCUGUGGGGGAUUCAGGAUGAAGAGGAUAACUUGUUUAUUCAUUUGAAUGAACUGUUAUUGACAGCCCAUAUCAAUAUCACCAUACAGGUUGACUCUUUUUAUACAGUCUCUGGCCUGACCGUCACAAUGUUUUGACUGUGCGUUCUGCAUUCGUUUGCAGCAUAUGUUUUACUUCCACAUUUAAGAGUAUAAAACUAUGGCAAUCUGCUCUGUGUUCAUCAAUCCCAUUCCUCAGUCUCGUUACUGUAACUAACAUGAUCCUAAGCAUAUGCAUUUCUUUUUAUGUUUGCUGACUUUAUAAUUAAUGUUCAAAUAAGUUUCAUAUUUACCAUUGGAAAUAAUGUGCUGUAGCAACCCAGGGGACUUGAAGGCCUGAUUCAUAAUGAAAGAGGACUCAGAGACAUUUAUCGUUAACAUAAAU